AGUUCUAGAACCUUCUAGAGGGGGUUCCACUACUAGCUAGGGGCAGCUCGCGGCGCGCUGCGUGCGGUGUGGCUCCGGCCUUCGUCCUGCGACUCCACUCAGCCAGGUGAGUCGAGCACGGCGCGAUCUGGAGACUGGAAUUCUCACUACUCGCCCCGUCGGAAUUUGAAAUUUCGCCGCUCGUCUGACGCGGAUCUGACGACGCGGCGGCGGCGGGGGCACCAUUCGCCGCCUCGCCAUCCUCCUGCUCACCGCCGCCACCACCUCCGGGUCCACGAGCUCCGCCCCUCUCAGAAUGGUGCGGGAUCUCGCCGCGCCCCGCCGAACUCCGGCGAGGGCUGCUUCCGCCUCGGAGGCCGGGAACGACGAGAACGCGCCGGGCGACGGCUCGGAGGUGGCGGCCGUCGCCGCGGACCCCGGCACGGCCUCCCGGCCCCCGCUGCUCGCCAUCCAGCCGCCCGCGUCCGGCCUGAAGCGGAAGCCCGACUCGCCGGCGCCGACGCCCUCCAAGCUCCCGUUCCGGACCCCCGAGAUGACCGCCGCGCGGAGCCGGUUCGGGUGGGUCCCGCCCCGCGGCGAGGAGCCGCCGCCGCCGCGGGCGACCGCCUACAGCGCGAUGACCACACCCCGUGCGCAUCGCGGCAAGGCGCCCGUGCCGGCGGCCUCGGAGGGCGGGUCCACGCAGAGCACGCCGACCAAGAGCGUGACAAAGCCCGCGUACGGCAUUGGGGCAAGCGGGUCGAGGCCGCCCAUGAGCGGCGGCGGGCCCAGGGUGGCAGGGUUCGGGAUGGGUUUCUCGACGUCAGGGAGGGGAGCGCCGCUUUCACUUGGGCCAGCGACGGUGGUGAAUUCCGCAGAGGUGCCUCAUUUCGAGCUCCGGGAAGACCCCUCGUUCUGGAUGGACAACAAUGUGCAGGUUGUUAUCCGUGUGCGCCCUCUAAAUAAUAACGAGAAGAACCUACAUAGCUACAAUCGGUGCUUGAAACAAGAAAGUGCCCAGAGCAUCACAUGGAUUGGGCAUCCUGAAACUCGUUUUACUUUUGACCAUGUUGCUUGUGAAACAGUGGACCAGGAAGUGCUCUUUCGAGUUGCUGGUUUACCAAUGGUUGAGAACUGUAUGGCUGGAUACAACAGCUGUGUUUUUGCCUAUGGACAGACUGGAAGUGGAAAAACAUAUACAAUGCUUGGCGAAAUAACUGAUCUGGAAGUGAGGCCUAGUCCAGACCGAGGAAUGACACCACGCAUUUUUGAGUUCUUAUUUGCUAGAAUUAGAGCGGAAGAAGAGAGCAGGAGGGAUGAGAAGCUCAAGUACAGUUGCAAGUGUUCUUUCCUGGAGAUAUAUAAUGAGCAAAUUACAGAUCUUCUAGAUCCUUCUUCCUCUAAUCUCCAACUACGAGAAGAUAUAAGGAAGGAAGUCUACGUUGAAAAUUUGACUGAAUUCGAAGUUGGCUGUGUCAGUGACAUAAUAAAACUGCUAAUGCAGGGUUCUGCAAAUAGGAAAGUGGCUGCUACAAAUAUGAAUCGUGAGAGUAGCCGCUCCCACAGUGUUUUCACUUGUAUCAUUGAGAGUAGGUGGGAGAAAGAUUCGGCAUCUAAUUUACGGUAUGCAAGAUUAAAUCUUGUUGACCUUGCUGGAUCUGAAAGGCAGAGGACAUCUGGUGCAGAAGGUGAGCGGCUGAAGGAAGCUGCUAAUAUCAAUAAAUCGUUAUCAACACUUGGUCUUGUGAUAAUGAAUUUAGUUGAUCUUGCGCACGGGAAACAAAGGCAUGUUCCUUAUAGGGACUCAAGAUUGACAUUUCUUCUCCAGGAUUCACUUGGAGGAAACUCAAAAACUAUGAUAAUUGCAAAUGUCAGCCCUUCAGUAUGUUCUGCUAACGAAACACUUAGUACUCUAAAGUUUGCUCAGCGUGCAAGGCUCAUUCAGAACAAUGCGGUUGUGAAUGAAGAUGCUUCCGGAGAUGUGCUUGCUUUGCAACAUCAGAUACGUCUCCUAAAGGAAGAGCUUGCUGUCCUCAAGCGUCAACAUGUCACCAGAUCAUUAUCAUUCACUGCUGAUAUUUUUAGAGGUGAUGUUAAUGAUAGUAGUGUGUAUGACAAGAAUGAUAAUGAUGCCAAUAACAGAAGCUCUUUGAAAGAAUUACAAAUUCCAAAUAAGCAGUUGAAAUCACUGGAAGAAGCAUUAGCAGGAGCAUUACGGAGAGAAUCAGCUGCAGAAAACACUAUAAGGGAACUUGAACUUGAAAUUGAACAGUUGAAUGAAUUGGUUCGCCAGAGAGAGCAUGAUGCACGGUCUGCUAAGAUGAUGCUUAAGUUUCGAGAUGAGAAGAUUCAUAGGAUGGAUGCUCUUAUGAACAAAAAAUUGCCAGCAGAAUCAUAUCUCCUGGAAGAAAACAAAACCUUGUCACAAGAAAUUGACCUUCUCAAGGCAAGACUAGAUAAAAAUCCCGAAGUAACUCGCUUUGCGCUAGAAAAUAUUCGUCUCUCAAGCCAACUGAAGAGGUCCCAAGAGUUCUUCGCUGAAGGGGAGAGGGAGCUCUUACUGAAUGAAAUUGCUGAACUUCGAAAUCAGGUUUCACAGAUACUUGAAGCGAGGAUAGAAACUGAGCAACAAAAUAUCUUUCCUGCCAGAUCCAAGGACAGCCAGCAGAAUUGCAUUGGUCUUGAAAGUGAGUCUGAAAUUUUAAAUAUGAAUAUGGAGUUAAAAAGGACCAACCAAGAAUUAGAAGCAUGUAGGCGUGACCUGCAAGCUUGCUUAGAAUCAAACAGAAAACUAACAAGGGAAAUGGCUGAUCUUGAGAAAGAAUUAAAUGCUCUAAAAAUCUUAAAGGAGGAACAACCUAGAGUAUUUGAGAAUUCAUCUCCAUGGCACCAAUUUGAUUCUGAUACAUCUGCAAAGAUGGAAAACUGUUUUGAUGAGACUCUUAAAAGGAUGGAGGAGCUAUUAAAUCUGCAGCUGGAGUUGGAUGUAAUAAAAACAAUUCUUGUAGAAGAGAGAACAUCCCGUGCAGAAGUUGAGGAAAAAUCAGCUUGUUUAGGUGAUGAGCUGCAAUCAGCAAAUAUACGUAUCCUCCAAGCAUGUAAGCGGAAUGAGGCCUUGGAAAGGGAAUUGAAUGACUCAGGAUCUGUUAUUGAAGCUCUUGAAUCACAGCAGAUUAUGUUGAUAAAUGAAUUGAAUGAGCUGAAGAAUAAUAAUCAGCAAAGCAUAGAGCUUUUGGAGAAGAGGGAUAUGGAGAUCUCAAGGUUAAACAAUGAGCUUGACAUCCUCCAUAGACAGGAAUACCUGACGAAAGAGGAACCCAAAACACAACUUCUGAAGUGUUAUGAUAAUGAAGAUUCACCUUUGCAGACAAAGCUGAAAAGAGUGCAAGCUUCACUAGAGAAGGUACGAAACUUAAAUACAAUGUACCAAAGGGAUCAGGCAUCUCACUGUUCUGCUGAGAAAGAAAUGGAUGAAGUCCGCAGACAGGUGGAGGUUGAAACAGCUGCGGUGAUUGUGCGCUUAGAGGAAGAGCUGAUAUCAGUCCAACAGCAGCUAGAUGCAAGCAAUGAAAAAGAUCUGUUAGCAAAACAAAGCAUAGAUGAACUUCAGUUAGAGAUAAUGCAGUUGAAUGAUAAGUUACUUGAGGUGUUGAAAAAGAAUGAAAGCCUUUCUUCUGUGAUUGAGGACAAAGAAAAGGAAAUUGAACUGUUGACCAAUGACUGGAACAGGUUAGCUGCUAACAUUGAAAUUGACCUUGUGGAUGGAAAUGCAGCUCUAAGCGAAGCUUCUGAUGAGGUUGCCUCUAUCUCCAAGUCUUUUUUCAAAAGAAAAUGGGUUGAGGAACAAGUCCAGAAGAUGUGUCGUGGUAUAUCUGAAAGAGAUGAGUUACUUGAAGAGCUUCAGAACAGAUUGAAAGAGGCAGAUAAUAUAAAAUGUGAUUUAGACUUGAAGUUAAUGUCCUUAAGAGGAGCAAUGCAGGCUAUAAAUGAAGUACAUCAGCAGGAAAAAUGUGAUCAAGAAAAAGAAAUGUAUAUUUUAAGAUCACAAGUAUCUGAACAAGGACAUGUAAACAGUCAGCAACUAGAAAGAAUUCAGAGAAUGGAGCUUUUAUUGGAUGAAUCCAUUGAAACAUUUGUGCAGAAGAUGGUUCUUGAACAAAACUAUGCUUCUUUACAUAGGGAGAUGGAAGAAGAGAUUCAUCGGCUGGAGUCACAAUUAGACCAGUCAAAGAGCUAUUUGGCUGAUUUGUUGAGUCAGACUCAGGACAAGGACCAGGCUAUUGAGAAGCUGAAAAAUGAAGAGUUCACUAUUUUGUUAAGAUUGAUGUCAGAAAUUGUGAAGGCAAAUGGUAUUAUACGUGAGCUUGGAGUCGGACUCAAUACAUUGCAGUCAAGCCUUUCUAUCAGCCCAGAAGAGACCACUUGUCAGAAUUCAGACUUGAAAUUGGAGGAUCGGGUUGACCUUAGGGAACCUGAAGCCUUCCAACCUGUGGACCAGCAAAAUGUUGAGGUUCUUUGCCAACUCAGUAAAGAAAUGGAGUUUACAGUUCUAGGAAUGAAGAUGAUGCAGUCUCAAAUGACUAAAUGUCUGCAAGAAAAAGAAAAUUUGAAAGAGAGUCAAAGAACAAUUAAAGACCUAAGGGGUGAGGUCUUCAAAUUGAAUGCAGAGAUGAUUGAAAAAGAAAGAUAUUAUGAAGGUAGAUUGAAAGAGCUGGAGGUAAAGAUACUAGGAAAUGAUGCAUCACUUAUUUCUUGGAAUGAGGAAAAAGAGGCACUCGAGCAUGAGGUUUCGGAGGCAAAACUUCUUAUGGCCCAGAAAUCUUUUGAGUCUGCUACACUUAUUGCCAAGUUUGAAGAAGCGCAAGCAACUAUAAGUGAUGCAGAUUCUACAGUGAAGGCGCUGGUUGAAGCGAAUGAAAAGGCAAAACACCAAGCAGAAAGGUAUCAGGAAAAGGAAGCUUUGUUUAUUGCUGAAAAGGAUAUCAUGCUAAGUGAAAUUAGCAGAUUGAAGAUGCUGCUGGAAGCUAGGAUAUUGCUUAUGGAAAGGAAAUUCCAAUCAGGCUUGCUUGAAGCAAAUGAGAUAGUUCUUGAGCUGGAAGCUAGCAUUAGACUUUUACAGAAUUUAUUAAUAGAGAAGCUUGAGUUUGUUUCUUCGGAUGUUGAAUGGAUGAAGGAAAAGCUUCAGCAAUUUGCAGAGCUGGCCAGGACAUGGUUGGAGGAGAAUUGGUUGGAGAUAAUUGGAAAAGAUUGUGCUAUUUCCGUGUUGCAUCUCUGUCACAUGGGGAUUCUUUUGGAGAGAAUCACUGGGCUGAAUGCAGAAAAUGAUUUCCUUCAAUGUGGGCUCUGUGAAUCUAAUUCUUUGAUAUCUAAAUUGCGGGAGCAUAAUGACAAAGCCAAGAAUGAACUGGAAAUGUGUAGUGUUCUCAAAGGAAAAUUAUUACUUGAUAUCAACAACAGUUUCAGUCGUAUUGCAAAAAAGGAACAUGAAGCAACCAAAUUGAACACAAGGUUAGAUUCAUUUGAGAAGAAGAUUCUGAAUUUGCAAGCACAAGAAGAAGCAAUGGUGGCACGGUCAAAUUCCAUGUAUAGUGAGCUCUCCAUUUUGAUUGAAGAUAUUGAUGCUACAAACAGGAGUGCCUUGGCAGCUGAAUCCAAAGAAAAGGAAGAACUGCGCUACCAACUGGAUGAAGCUUUGGUUCUCAAAGGAAUGUUGAAGGACAAAAUGCUUACAGAAUUGAAUCUGAUCCAAAUGAAUAGUUCCAUACCUUUUGUUGACAUUAAAGGUUGCAGUGAAUUCGAGUUGUGCCAUUGGCUUGCAGAUUAUCGAAGUGAUUUGGUGAUGACAAAUAUGAUUGCAAAAGACAUUGAGUCUACUGUUUUGGCUUCAGAACUGAAGCAACACAAACUACAUCUACAAGAACAAAAAGUUUUAUUUACAAACGUCCUUGAUGGACUGAUGGAAGAAUCAACUUUGUGGAAAGUGGACCAGGAUUUGGAAAAUGUUGCAAUAUGCAUUUUACAUGAGGAGAACAAUUCCAUUAGGGCUGAUUUGGAGAACCUGAAGCAAAUUAGUGAAGAAGCUAUGGAAAAUCUGCACGCCAUGAAUGAGGAAAACGUAAAACUUAAUUGUUUAAUUCCCUCCUUGGAAUCUAGCAUCAUAUCUUUUCAAACAAAUUUAGAUGCAAAAAACAAAGCUUUGGAGGAGUUGGAAUCCUCCCAUGCAACCAUAUGUAGAGAGCUGGAACAGAAAACCGAAGCCAUUAAUCUGAGCACUACAAGAGAAAAUUGUUUCAGCUCUGAGAAUGAAAUGUUGAAGCAGGAAAUUUUGAAUAUUUUGUGCAAGGAACAGCGCAUAUCCCAAUUGAUGGCUAACAUUGAGGCUGAUAAGUCAUUUGUCAACAUUGAAAGCCGCUUGCAACUUAUUACCGAUCAAAUAUACAAUUACAUUAAUGAGCAAAUAAACAUGGUGAGCAAGUUAUCCAACGAAAUAGACAUCAUUCAGGUAUCAGCUGAGGAGUUAUGUACCCAGAAUUCUCUUCUCCAGUCUGAAUUAGUAAGGAAAGAUGAAUUGGCAAAGGGUUUAUCAUUUGAUCUUAGCCUAUUACAAGAGUCUUCAUCUGUAGCAAAAGAUCAAGCUGCUGAGGUUAUGGAGUUGAGAAAAGCAAUAGAAUCUUUGCAGCAAGAUCUUGCAUCUAAAUCACUUGAAGUUGAUGACGUAAUCUCUGAUAGGCAACAAUUAGAAGCUAGAAUCUUGAUGAGUAAUAACAAGGUUGCCGUCCUAGAGGAGGAACUGGCAAAAAAGCUUGAUGAGCUAAACGCUGUUUCUAUGGAGAAUGCUGAACUGAAAUCAGAGGUCCAGCAUAUUGAAGAGCUUAGUUAUGCUAUGGAGGAGUUAACUGAUAAAAGAGAAGCCAUUGGAAGACUUGAAGAAGAGUUAGUUGAGUUGAGAGGGUUCAUUGAUGAGAGGAAUAUCUGUCUUCAUAGUUUGCAAAAUGACUUCUCCAAACUCUCAGAUGAAAAGCAAUGCUGUGACACUCAGUUGCUUAUCUUGAAAGAGAAGCUGGAGAUGGCUCAGGCACUUGCUGAAGAAAGUGAAGCAAUUGCUACUGAAUCUCGGCAGAUAGCGGAGGAACAGAAGGCAUAUGCUGAAGGGAAGGAUGAAGAAGUCAAGCUCUUGGAGAGGUCCAUUGAAGAACUUGAGAAUACUGUGUGUGCUUUGGAAAGCAAAGUUGACAUAGUCAAGGAAGAAGCAGAGAGGCAAAGAAUGCAGCGAGAAGAACUAGAAGUGGAGCUGCAGAAAGUUAGGCUACAAAUCCUUACUGUGCCACCCUCUGGAAAAUCUAAGAGUUAUAUGGAAGAUGGAAUGGUUGAUUUAGCUGACUUGUCCAGACACUCGACAGAUAUUCAUAAUGAUCUCCUCUGUGCUCAGGAGAGUAUCAAAAUACUUGAGAAGGAGGUUUCUGAAAAGGAGUCAGAGAUUGCUCAGUGCAAGGCACAUAUCUCAGAGUUAAAUAUUCAUGCUGAGGCAGCAGCACGAGAAUACAAGCAGAAGUUGAUGGAGCUGGAGGCCAUGGCACAACAGGUUAAGACCGACAAUUCCUCGGCACAUGCCUGUUCCACAAGACAAGAGAAGAUUAGCUCAAAACCUCGGGGUUCAGGUUCUCCAUUUAAAUGUAUUGGCAUUGGCUUUGUACAGCAAAUGAAUUCUGAGAAAGAUGAAGAGCUAAGUGCUGCAAAGAAACGUAUUGUGGAACUUGAAGGUAUAGCAGCUAGCCGACAAAGGGAGAUAUUCAUGCUGAACGCGAAAUUAGCUACAACUGAGAGCAUGACACACGAUGUGAUUCGUGACAUGCUUGGGGUUAAAAUGAACAUGACAACUUGGGCGGCGCUAGCUGACAACCAGAAAAAGAUGGAGCCAACUGAGUUGGUCAUUCCUCAAGCACAGGAAAUUAAAGAGCAGUCCAAUGAGCUGAUGAAGUUGAAGAAGCAGCUUGAUGAAUUCAUUGAAGAGAGACAGAGUUGGCUUGACGAAAUAAAUCAGAAACAAUCAGAACUUGGAGCUGCCCGCAUUAAUAUUGAGAAAUUACGACAACGAGAACACUUUAUGGUCGCGGAAAUAGAGUUGCUAAAGGCUGAGAAUACGAACUACAAAACCAUCAUUCUUAAUCUUGAAGAUGAAGUGAAGAAGCUUACCAGACAACAGAAUCUUCAGCUUCGAAUCAAUCAUCAUGUCAAAACAAAGGAAGAGAAUAUCCUGCUGAAAAGGCAGAAUGAAGAGCUAAGUGCAAAGCUGCAACAGCUAGGUUCCAUCCUUACCCGAACAAAGGAAGAGCUUGCGCGCUACAGGGUUUCAAAUGGGAAAGAUCCGUAUGAGCAGAUCGAAGAGGAAGGGCUCUUGAGGAAGAAAUUAGAUGAAAGCGAACAAGACAGAAGCAAACUGGCAGAAAAUCUGUCAAGUUUAUGCACUAGCAUUCUAAAGGUAGCUGGAGUUGUAAACCCUGAAUCAAAUGCGAGUCUUCUGAAAGCUCUGGAAUGCUUAAAUCAGCUCCAGUGCCGUAUUCCAUCUUUCGAAAGUGAAGUUGAGGACCUAAAGUUGAAGUGCAAACUGUUGCGAGAAAAAGCCCGGCUAUCUGAGCUCCAGAGCGACUCAUCGUCUUUGAGAUCUGGGGCAAAGGACGGAUCAACAUCACCGGGUCUGAGCAGAUCUCCAAGUAUUUCCUCAUUCCGGUGACACGGCAGGGCCGAUACGGGCAAAACCAAGUGUACAUAACACAUUGUCUGUAACUAUAGUUAGUCGUCAGCUAACAGCAAACCUGCAGGUCGCACGCAUCCCCUACCCCUAGUACAGCCGAACUGGUAGUAGCGAGGAUUAGGGUUCGUUUUGGUUCAACAAAUCUUCCUCUGCUGAAGUGCUGAUGUUUUAUCUGCUGACUUAUCUGUUAUGUUUGUAUGUAUUCAAUGAAAUUCCAAUUGCAAAGGAAAUUUUGUUUGCCUUA
This is a messenger RNA of Panicum virgatum (switchgrass), 8975 nucleotides long. Its product is annotated as kinesin-like protein KIN-12F. The coding region runs from base 296 to 8710 and encodes 2804 amino acids. The transcript has 38 exons. The record is from RefSeq and is a predicted model, not a curated record. Gene Ontology annotation, biological process: microtubule-based movement. Gene Ontology annotation, molecular function: microtubule binding; microtubule motor activity; ATP binding. Lineage: Eukaryota; Viridiplantae; Streptophyta; Magnoliopsida; Poales; Poaceae.